Colletotrichum costaricense is the source of this 1497-nucleotide messenger RNA. RefSeq lists its product as uncharacterized. The coding region runs from base 1 to 1497 and encodes 498 amino acids. The transcript is spliced from 3 exons. The record is from RefSeq and is a predicted model, not a curated record. NCBI's taxonomy places the organism in Eukaryota, Fungi, Ascomycota, Sordariomycetes, Glomerellales, Glomerellaceae.
AUGUGCUGGAGACCUUGGAGUAUUUUAAUGCCCCUAACGUCGAGUAGUUUGAUUGGUGGCGAGACGACGUUCCUCUGCCCUGGAAGGAUAGGACUUGGAAAUCUAUAUCUUCGCUACUCCAUCGACCAUGGUUCGAGCGUGUCUGGGUUCUGCAGGAAGCUCUUUUGUGCGACCGUGUGGUGCUUCAAUGCGGCCGAGACGCUAUCGCCUGGGUCGAUGUACGCAAGGCAUUACUGGUGCUCCGACAGAAGUCAAGUCUGCUGCCAGACUGAUAUUAGGCGUCGUCUCUUCCCAUAUGCACGAGGCUUGAUGGCACCGCCGCUCGCUUCAUGUGAGCACCUGUUACUCUGGGCGCGGAAUCAGCAAUGCUCAGACCCUCGAGACAAGGUGUACAGAAUUUUGGGCUUAAUGGAUCCCAGAAUCGUAGCCAAGAUCGAGGUGGACUAUUCUUUCCCUCCUUGGAAGACAUUUGCACAGCUCGUCUUAGCUGAACAUGACGUCUACCAGAAAUUGAACAUGAUCAAUAAUUGCGGCAUAGCGACGCGUCCCGAGGGGUGCCCAUCGUGGGUACCAAACCUGGAGCAACCAGUAGAAGGUGCCAACAUAGGGUACUUGAGCAUUCGAAGAUUUUAUGCUUCUGCACGCUCCAGUGCUGUGGUGAAGCUCAUCGAGCCGGCUGACCAUUUACAAGUCACCGGGAGACGCGUGGCCAUCAUCAGUCGUGUUAGCGAUGACCUGAACGGCACAUUCGUACAACUCAUGGAAGUGGUCCGAGAUUGGGCACCGAAAGAUCCACAAAACGACAAGUACGUCUCGGGAGGACUUUCUAUGGAUGCAUAUGUCGAAGUCCUUGUGCGCGGUAGGACCAGCGACAGAGCUUUGGGGGAUAAUCCGCUUCCAUCCAUCCGGCGGCUUCGCGAGCUGUUGACAUCGGCAUUAUCUAAAGACAAACUUGAUGGUGAGGUAGCGCGGGCAUUCAAAGAUUGCUUCUUCGCGAAAGAAUGUCUCUUUGUUACCACGGAAGGGUACAUGGGUGUCUCUGCGAGAGGCCUGCAAGAAGGCGAGUCCCCUCCAUCUCAAGACUUACCUCCAAGCGAUCAAGUUGCUGUGAUUCUUGGAUGCGACUUCCCAAUGAUUCUACGGCCUGGAGAUCCCGGCCGAUACGAGGUCGUUGGGCCGUGUUUCGUUCAUGGGCUAAUGCUCGGCGAGGCAUUGAAGCCACCUUUAAAGCCGCCGUGGAAAGAUGCGCUUCCCGUCACCAAAGGUUGGGCGAUGCCGUAUUUCAUCAACACCGAGACGCGUGAGCUUAUGAAGACCGAUGUGAGGCUCGGUUCAUUGCCUCUUGACUGGGAAGAGGUGGCGUCAAUCGAUCCCUUUUUGCCGCCCUUCGUGUUCAAGAACAAGAAUGAUGGGCGCAUCAGUGUUAAUGAUCCAAGGAUGUCGGUAGACGCUAUACAGAAAAGGGGUAUCGAACUAGAAACUCUAGUGUUGACAUGA